GUCGCGUUGACUGGCUGUGUGUAACCGCGGGUCACGGGCGCUCGCCUCCCACCACAGCUCAGCCCAGCGCCGCUGAGGCCGUUGGCCCCGAGCCUCCGCCAUGGACUUCGAGGACGAUUACACACACUUUGCUUGCAGAAAUACUUAUCAGAGCUUUAAUGGAAUGGAUCGUGAUUAUGGCCCCGGAUCUUAUGGAGGGAUGGAUCAUGACUAUGGCCAUGGAUCCUGGGGGGGUCCAAGAUCCAUGGACUCCUACCUAAACCAGUCAUAUGGCAUGGACAGUCACAGUGUUGGUGGGGGUAGCAGGUAAAUUGCUUCAUCACUUGGCCAAAUAAUUAGAUGACUGUAAGAUUCUGGAUAUUCUGAUUUCCUAUUCCUUAGGCAUGUGACGCUACUUGAACUUUGCUAUUUAGAAUCACCUUAAAUGUUGAAAGGUGUUAGUGGUUCUAAAAAUUAUCUCAGCAUCACUGGCAGACAUUAGGAAAAUCUCAGGAAAACCUUUAUCAUUUCAUUAUAAUAGAGUAAGAUUUUCUGUCUUUAGCGGUGAGCAUUUUUUUUCCUUCUUUUACCUUUAACUGCUUAUCAAUCAGAAUGUCCUGAACAAAUGAUAUAAAAAUGUUAUUGGAAAUAUUAUUUGUGAAGCUUUUUGUUAUGAAUCUCCAAAAAUCCUUACUACUGUGGGGUACUCUAUAAAGCAGCAAAGCAGUCUUUGACUAG
This is a messenger RNA of Globicephala melas (long-finned pilot whale), 717 nucleotides long. Its product is annotated as DBIRD complex subunit ZNF326-like. The record is from RefSeq and is a predicted model, not a curated record. NCBI's taxonomy places the organism in Eukaryota, Metazoa, Chordata, Mammalia, Artiodactyla, Delphinidae.